UUUUCAAUCAUCCCAACAAAUUAACAAACCAAACAUCAUAUAUACUCUUCCAACUUAUUUCUCAUUCAUUCAUACACCUAAAUCAUUUUUUUUGUUAAUCAACAUGGGAUCAAACUUGUUUAAUUAUUCUCAUGUACUUACCUUCCAUUCAACUGCUAAAUGGAAUGCUCAUUUUGAAGCCUUUAAAGAAACUAAUAAAUUGAUGGUAAUUGAUUUCUCAGCAAAAUGGUGUGGACCUUGCAAACUUAUGGACCCAAUUAUGAAAGAUUUUGCUGCAAAAUACACUGAUGUUGAGUUCAUUAACCUUGAUGUGGAUGAGUUAAUGGGAGUGUCUCAAACAUUUCAGGUGCAUUCAUUGCCAACUUUCAUACUCACUAAGAAAGGAAAAAUUGUUGAAAAAGUGGUUGGUGUAAGAAAAGAGGAGCUACAAAGGAUGAUUGAAAAACAUAGAAACUAAAGUGUAGUAUCAUCAUGAUCAUACACUGUAACAAAAACAAAGUCUCUGCAGCACAUUCUUCAUAGAUUACAAAGGAAUAAGAACAAUCUACAAGUUCAGAAUGCAAUAAGUUAGUGUCAUCAUUUUCAUUUUUCACACAAUAAGAAAAUAGGUGUCAUUCUUUUAUCAUUUAAUUUAAGAGGAAAUAUUGUAAUGAUAUAUAUGUAAUUUUUGGUUUAUCAUUUAAUUUAAAGAGGAUUCUUUAAUGUUAUUUGACUAUGCUAAUCAUCAAAAUCUUCAACAACUUGCAAUA
Messenger RNA from Trifolium pratense (red clover), 749 nucleotides. RefSeq names its product thioredoxin H2-like. NCBI's taxonomy places the organism in Eukaryota, Viridiplantae, Streptophyta, Magnoliopsida, Fabales, Fabaceae. Bases 104 to 457 code for a protein of 117 amino acids. The transcript is spliced from 3 exons. The record is from RefSeq and is a predicted model, not a curated record.